AAUGAUCGGAACGAUGAAAGGCCAAGAUUUUACACGGAUCCUUAUUUAGCUCACGUGCCCGAGAAUUUAGACCCGGGACACAAAGUGACACAAAUUGUCGCAUUUGAUCCCGAUAUGGGAGAGAACGGACAGGUCUUCUAUAAGUUAGGCGAAGGACAUGACAACAAGUUUUACAUCGAUGGCAAAGACGGAACCGUUUGGACUCUUUCGACAUUAGAUUACGAGGAGAAGAGCUUUUAUAACAUAACUGUCAUCGCAUACGAUAAGGGAAGUCCGAGUCUAAGUUCAGUGGCUAAGCUAUGGGUGACAGUCGCCGACACAUCCGAUUCUGUGCCCGACUUUGCGAAAGCCGUUUACACUCUAGAAGUGGCCGAAAACGCCAAACCCGGGGAUACAGUGUUCACAAUGAAUGCCGGCGACGGACCCUUCAAAUACACACUUCUGAAUUCAGACGAAAUGAAAACCUUUUCUAUCGAACAAAGCAAUGGAAGAGUAAAACUGACGAAAGCGUUGGAUAGCGUCCAUAGAAAUCAUUACAGACUUCUUGUUAAGGCAGAGGACGACAGCGAACCACCAAAAUCUGAUACAACAGAA
Messenger RNA from Medioppia subpectinata, 594 nucleotides. The record is from the annotation of a GenBank genome assembly. Lineage: Eukaryota; Metazoa; Arthropoda; Arachnida; Sarcoptiformes; Oppiidae.